GCUGGAAAUGAGCUAACGAACACAGCGGCGUCGGGGUGCACUGGUCAUCGCAGUUUGGUGUGUUUUAAUUCCCCGAAGGUUUGAAACGGGGGAACGUCAAGAAACUUGUCGGCAAAGUCAAGAGAGCGGGAGUAUGUGGUUGGACUCACGGGCGCUGUAGGAUGAAGAGCCCGCCGAACCGCACCAGGGACAUCGAGCGGCAAGCUGGCUACCUGAAGCCCGAGCACUGCGCCCCUCCCCCGCCCCGCACAGGCUCAGACACCAUGUGGUUCAUCCGUGACGGCUGCGGCAUCGUGUGCGGCGUCAUCACCUGGCUGCUGGUCUUCUACGCCGAGUUUGUGGUGGUGUUCGUCAUGCUGCUGCCGGCCAAGAACGUGGUUUACAGCCUCUUCAAUGGGGUGCUCUUUAACGGCCUCGCCUUCCUCGCCCUCGCCUCACACGCCCGAGCGAUGUGCACAGACCCGGGAGCUGUGCCUAAAGGGAACGCAACCAAAGAAUUCAUUGAAAGCCUACAGCUCAAACCAGGACAGGUGGUCUACAAAUGUCCCAAGUGCUGCAGCAUCAAGCCUGAUAGAGCUCACCACUGCAGUGUGUGUAAGCGCUGUAUCAAAAAGAUGGACCACCACUGUCCCUGGGUGAACAACUGUGUUGGAGAGAACAACCAGAAAUACUUUGUGCUGUUCACAAUGUACAUUGCACUAAUAUCCUUCCACGCGUUAGUCAUGGCGGCCUUUCACUUUGUUUUCUGCUUUGACGAAGACUGGACAAAAUGCAGCAACUUUUCUCCACCAGCAACAGUCAUCCUCCUCAUCCUCCUCUGCUUCGAGGGUCUCCUCUUCCUGAUCUUUACUGCAGUCAUGUUUGGGACUCAGGUCCACUCCAUCUGCUCAGAUGAAACGGGUAUCGAGCAGCUUAAGAAGGAGGAGAGAAGAUGGGCCAAAAAGUCUAAAUGGAUGAACAUGAAGGUUGUGUUUGGCCACCCGUUCUCUAUAUCCUGGCUCAGCCCCUUUGCAACACCCGACCAUGGAAAGGCAGAUGUUUACCAGUACAUAGUGUGAAAAUGGGAAACCGAGCUGAGCUCUGCUGCUGUGGAUACAGAAUAAUGAGUCAUGACCUGGACAUGAACUCAUUUUAACCACCUCGAAAUUUUCUUUCCUUAAUAAAUUCUUGACAAGUUGGGAUGAUUAUUUUUUUUUGUAAACUUUUAUGUUUUCUCCUUUUUAUUGUUUCCCUCUUGGUGCUGACUGAGAUUAAUGGAGUGUUGAUACACAACAAAACUGUAUGAGGACGAAAAAAACCCAUCUCAAGUGAAGCCACAAAUGUAAGAGCUGGGAAAAAAAUGACACUAGACAACUGAGCUCAAUAUUCGCUGGAGGAUGACUGAUCAUUUCCUUCUUUCUAGGACUAAAUACUUUCAACUUAAGUCCAAACGUUUUGGCUUUAAAGCAGUGCAACCCUGGUUAAAUCUUCCUGUAAACGUUAUGCUCCUGUUUAUUUUCUGUAUUGGUGUCCUUGGCAUUGUAUCUUUGCUGAAUGAGUAAGGUGUUUUGCCUUAGAACAGUGCAUUAGCAAGCAGUGGCGUCUGAUAUUUUUUAAGAUACUUCUAUUUAUUUGCCUUAAUGUGACAAGACAGGUUCACACUGAUCUGGAAGUGAGCUUGUAGGUGGAUUUGUUCAGGUCAUAGUAAGGAAUGUAUUUUCAGAGUACGUUUUGUAAAUGUUUCUUUUUGUUUGCAGCCAACCCCCCCUUCGUUUGGCUCAUUUUGCAUGCAAUGAAAAUGAGAAAAAAAAGCAUAUAAGGAAGGCUUGAUUACUUUUUUUUUUUAUUGUUACAAGUAGGUCUUAAGAUGUCUCUCGAGUGUGUGACACAUGUUGCGACAGUGAAUAUUUGUCAUUACCAAGCUUUGUCAAAAAUGUAACAGAGGAGCCUUUCAUUUCUUUUUUUGUUUGGCUGCAAAUCAGGCAAACUUAAUCUAAAUAUCUCCCCAAUGAGAUGUUUGAAGCAGCCUAGCAAGACGUGAUGCAUUGGAAGCCGUUAUUAUUGGAAGUUGGUUGGACAGAAACUAUGAUUAGUCUUUCUUUUUUUGUGGUAAUAUUCAAAACCAAGUCUUGGAGGGACAAAAAGUGACAGAAAAGCCUCAUCUUGAGUAGGUAAUGAAGUUUCUCAGUCAUCCAAGUCACGGGAGCAUUGAAGAGACUUAGUAGUUGAGGUUUCUGUAUUGCUUCAGGAGUUACUUAAUGUAUUAUGAGUGAACCAGAAAUAGCAGAACUACAAAGUCUGUUACAAACAAUGCAUUUAAUAACAAUCAUGCAUUACUUUGAAUCCCUCAUUUGUCGUUUGAAUCCUGUAAAAACGGUGAACUCCUCUGUCAGUAACUCAUACUGUAGAAACACUGACAUAAAUACUACAUCCGCUAUGUUAGUAGUACUCAGGUAUUAGUGACUAUCAGAAAUGUUUAAAUUUAGUUGUUUAUUCCAUCACUUAUAGUUCAAAUGUUGAUUGUAGAUGAUAUCAGGGUUUGAUUUAAUAAAAAAAAAAAGAGGAAUCAGAAAUAACAUAGAAAUUAUUCAUACAGAAUUCACCAAAAUCGAACUUAAAAGUGCUUUACACGUUAAACAUAAACCACUUUUUAGACAUAAAACUUUUUUUGUGCUGAGACUUAAGCUAUCGGAUUCACCAGACAGUAAAACCAGCGUCUCUUUGAUUGUUUGACUUUGUGUGUUCGUUCUCCUUGCUUGAUAACCAUCACCAGCGCAGAUGGAAAUGCAGGGAAUAAAGCAAUGCAUGUAGCUUCCUGAAUACGCUGACCCCAAGUGUAAUUCACUUGUUCUCGAUCGAUGGAACUUGCUUGUAGAUAAUCCAGUUUGUCGAAGUAGUUCUGUGUCUCACAGGAUAAAAUGUUGAGUCACGAUCAGCUCAGCGAAGAGUGUUUAUUGAAGUCUGAAAGAGUCUGACUUUCAGACUUGUGAAGGUUUUAGAUUUUGCUGUGAUGGUUAAGAAUCUGAUGCUCGGAGGAAAUAGGCCACUUAAGAGCAUGUAAGAAAAUGCCUUGCCUCUGUGUUUGAAAGCCUUACUGUAGUUAAAAACAUGCUGUCAAGGAUGAUGAAAUGAGUUAUUUGAACAUAUGUUUUGCCAAAUUGUGUGUUUGAUUUGAGGGAUUUCUGAAAUGACCAUUAUAAGCGAGUAGCAUGGUCAAGAAUGACAUUGUCUCAUAGGCUUUUAAAUAUUUUUAUACUUGUCACAGUUUUAAUAAUACAAUACACCAGCUUUCUGUCUUUCAUACUUUAAAAAAAACAAACUGUUCAACAUGUUUUCUGAUCAGAUAUGAACACUAUUUGACAAAGUUAUGUAUGUCUAUAUUUUUUUGAUUUGUAUUUGUUUAAAUGGGAAAUAAAUAAAACUGUAUGACCUUGACAUAACUUUUGGUAAAGAUUUAUUGCUAUAGUUAAAGCAUUCUUGGCUCAGAAAACAAAUGCAAGUUCUUAAUACUAUUGUGUCAGACAAAAUAACAUUGUUUAUUUCUGAUUGUAAAAGCAGGUAUAUUAAAACAACACAUACGACUAA
Melanotaenia boesemani (Boeseman's rainbowfish) is the source of this 3564-nucleotide messenger RNA. It is a transcript of the gene zdhhc3b, whose product is annotated as zinc finger DHHC-type palmitoyltransferase 3b. Bases 162 to 1058 code for a protein of 298 amino acids. The transcript is spliced from 7 exons. The record is from RefSeq and is a predicted model, not a curated record. Gene Ontology annotation, cellular component: endoplasmic reticulum; Golgi apparatus. Gene Ontology annotation, biological process: protein targeting to membrane; peptidyl-L-cysteine S-palmitoylation. Lineage: Eukaryota; Metazoa; Chordata; Actinopteri; Atheriniformes; Melanotaeniidae. Gene Ontology annotation, molecular function: protein-cysteine S-palmitoyltransferase activity.